AUGGAAUCAGAUAAAGAAUUAACUAUGACUAGUAAAGAAAUGAGUGAAGCUGAAGUUAUGGAUAAGAAUAUGGAGGAAAAGUUGUUUCUCAGUAGAUUUUUGGAUUCAAGUAAAUCAAAGGACCAAUCCGUCAGUUUAUCAGAUUUACAAAAUGAGAUAGAUACUGAACUUAAAGAAACGCAAGCAUCUACAGCCGAAAAGAUAAUACCACCUUCAGAGAAAUGGAAAGUAUUGACCAAGAACGAUCUUAAAAAAGCAGAACAAUCUAGACUGGAAGAAAAGGAUCUGUUGUCAGAGUUAAUUGACAGACCACCACCUCGUCGUCCACAGUAUGAACGAGAAAAUACCAUUUUUUUGACCGAAUUCAGAAAUACGCUUUCUCCAGAUACAUUAUCAGUUUUUAUAUUGCCUGAGUUUUUGCAAAAUUUCAAAAAUUCCAGAUGGUUUUCUGCCUUAGGAUUGGUUAGUGAACAAGAACCUGAAGGAUGGAUGGAAUUCAAUGCCAGCUCAAACCCUACUUAUUUUAUUCACUGGAUGCUUUGGACAAACAUUAUGCCAAAAAUAUGUUCACAAGCAAGUCCACCAUGUUUAAGAGAUGAAGAUUUGUAUCUUUGCCAAACUGUUUCAGAAUUAUGCUCUGAUAUCGCAGAACUACAUGCAGAUUUUCAGUUAUCUGAAGAAUGUACAUAUAGACUUCAUAUAUGUUUAAUUGAAUGCAUUAAAAAUGAACUGGGAAAGAAUGAAGAAUUUAAAGCAUGGAAAAUGCUGGAAUCAGUCAGUAAGCUGUUGGUUACACUGGGUUUUCAUGACAUCGAUACAGUAGCCAUCUUAUUAUUGCUAUACGCGAAAGUACUCCUUACCAGUGAAUCAGAUGAUGUUCAACAUCCCUGUGAAAUCAAGGAUACUAACUCGAUACAAUAUGUUCAUAAGUCACUCCAUUCAAUGGGAUUUAGAAAUAAAUACCACAAUUACCUUGAAGAGGAAUUGAUUCAACUAAAAAACAUAGGUAUACCUACAAAAGUUGCUGCAUCGAAACGGAUUUUCCACAUACGUGAUUGUAUUCACUUAGUGAAGAAUAUUGAGACAUACGGCUAUUGGAUCAAUUCCUACAAAGUAAUAUUUGUUUGGCUCGAAAGUUGGCUGGAACCAGAAGAUGACAAAUUGCUAAAGGAUAAAUCUUCCGGAAAUAUAAGGCAAACAAAAGGUAUACUUCUUUCAACAAUAAAGAAUAAAUCAAUGAAAAAAGAAGUUAAAUGGGUUCAAAAGGAUGAUGACAAUCAUGUACUAUCUGUCUUGAAGGACGGUAUAAAGGCUUUGAAUACAUUUAUUGACUGGUGUCAUGAACAACGAUUAUCUGAAUUACGUGAACAGGCCAAAGGUGAAGCGAUACAAAGUGCUACAUUAAAACAAAAGACCAAUGAUAUUAAAAAGCAAGAAAUCCAAGUAGUUCAUGAUAGUAAAAAUUGUCAAAAGCAUAAAAUGGUUAUGCUUUUGCCACCUUUAAAUGAAUCAGAUAGGUGUAUUGUACGCUUAGGUGAAUCGUAUGUAACUGAAAGACGUAAAUAUCGUAGAAUGAAUAAUAUUCUUCAGCCAUGGAUGAAUAUCACAGAACAAAGUCGAUAUGGAGAUGAUAUGAUGACAAGUCAGAGUCUACGUGAUCCAACUCAACCUUCAUACGCACAACCAUGGAAAUCAUAUAAAAAUGCGUUAACGGCCAUUUUCCACCGAAAAUACAUAUAA
Messenger RNA from Heterobilharzia americana, 1740 nucleotides. The record is from the annotation of a GenBank genome assembly. Lineage: Eukaryota; Metazoa; Platyhelminthes; Trematoda; Strigeidida; Schistosomatidae.